AUGUGGUCGACCGCCGCCUCUUGGGUCGCCUUGCUUGCGGUCACUGCAGCCCUUACCAGAUAUUAUAACCCUGAUCUGUUCAACAAACUCACCCCAGUUACACGUGUGAGUGUGAGACCAGAACCGGCGACCUCUGACAAAGGGGUGGCUAAGAAACAGAAAACCAAGCGGACACACGCCGGGCGACUCGAUGCCACUGGUAGUGGUACCUCCACUCCAACAAGUGCUACAGAGGGCCAAUCCAAUAAGAAGAGAAAGCUGGUGUCCGCGCCAAUCGAUAAAAACGUCGUCAUUCAGACUACAACUGGCAAGGAAGUAAGCUUGCCACGAGAUGAAAAGCAAGAAUUGAGUAACAAACAAUUCGCUCAACAACUCGCCAAAGCCCAGGCAGGCACAAAGUUGGAGUCAUCCAAAUCACAAGGACCGACAAAGAAGGACCGUCGCGCAGCUCGAAAAGGCACAGAGUCUCAACAGAAUGGCGUUGAGACUUCUGGUAUCUCUACCGAGACUUCCUCCACCACUGGUCGUGAUGCAGAUGACGACCUAUCACCAGCUGGUUCUCCUGCGUCCGGCCCAGUCUCGACCGCUCCUACUUCGAGAGCCGGGGAUGUCUCAGACAUGUUGGAAGCACCAGCUGCGAAACCUACCACUCUUCGACUGACCGAUCUGACGGAGACCAUCAAAAAGAAUGUUCCCAAAUCAGUCGCCAAGGCGUUCGAACCUGUCAUGACCAAGAAACAGCGACAGCGACAAGCGAAACAAGCCGAGCAGAAAGCGCUGAGGGAAGACGCAGACCGCCAGCAUGAUGCCAAGAAACAGGCUCAACUUCGAGCCGCACGAAUGGCGGAAGGGACCUCAAAUCAGACCAAAGCGAAUUCGUUCACAUCCAAGCCGAACGCUUGGCAGCAAGGAAAGCCAGCCUCCGAGGAAUUGAAGAAGAAAGAAUCGCACACUGCGGUCGCCCCCUUGUUGGACACCUUUGAUAAGGAAGAUGUUACGUCAGUCGAUGUCAGUGGGGCAGUAAACUCUCAGCCACUGUCCGACGUGACCAACUCGGUGCCGGCGACUGCCAACGUCAACGAGGUGAAACAACAGGAAGGUGACAACAAGACGGCGGCCCUGGGCGCUUCGAAUCGUGAGAAGGUUUCACGACCCACAUUGGGAACUCAGCCAAGCUGGGCUGAUGAAGUUAACGAUGAAGAGCAGGACAAAUGGGCAAGUGAGCUCACCGGAGAGGAGAGAUGGGAGUCUGUGACAUCUAAGAAGGGUAAGAAGAAGGGCAAAAAGGACAAUGAGACCAGCAGCGAAGCGAGUUCCUCGGUUACACGACCAGCGACCUCGACUCACAACUCCGUCACAGUAAAUGGCGCAAGUCAGAAGAACGUUCAACCACGAAAGGAGUAUGUCAAUCGAUUCCAGUCCAUUGAGGCGUUGCCAGAUUCUUCUUUCAAAGACGCUGAAUGGGAAGCUUAA
This is a messenger RNA of Exophiala viscosa, 1473 nucleotides long. RefSeq lists its product as uncharacterized. The record is from RefSeq and is a predicted model, not a curated record. The transcript has a single exon. The coding region runs from base 1 to 1473 and encodes 490 amino acids. Lineage: Eukaryota; Fungi; Ascomycota; Eurotiomycetes; Chaetothyriales; Herpotrichiellaceae.